AUGGCGGCGCCCGGCCUCCCGCUGCUGGUCUUUGAGGAGCCUUUCCGCGGCUUCCUGUCCGCUCUGGCCCUCGGCCCGGCGGGGGCCGUUACCGCAUUCCGCCUCCUGCAGCACCGCCCGCCCCGGGGACAGGGGCAACCCCAGGCCCGGGCCCAACCCCAGGCCCAGGCCCGGGCCCAACCCCAGGCCCAACCCCAGGCCCGGGCCCAACCCCGGGCCCAGCCUCAGCCCCAACCCCAGGCCCAACCCCAGGCCCAGCCUCAGCCCCAACACCAGGCUCAGGUCCGGGCCCAACCCCAGGCCCAGGCCCAGGCCCGGGCCCAGCCCGGGGCAGAGCAGCCUCUCCGCUGGCGACGCUUUGUGGACACCCUGUGCCGCCCCGAACCGUCCCUGGAGGGCGGUCGGCAGCAGCUCACACUAAAGCCUUUGCUUUAUCUACUACCAGUUGUUGUUAGAAGAAACCUCUUAUCUUUUCUUCAUCUGGCCCACAACAUGGUCCCCAAAGACUGUCUCCAGCGUCUUAUCGUGCAGUUUAAGCAGAGCCCUGAUGCUGAUCUCUGGACACGAGCAUUAAUGGGUGUCCUGGAACAGGACUUAGAAGAUGGUCUGUGCCAUUUCUCCUCUGUUCCUCUAUCAGACCAGUCUCAGCAGCAGCUGAAAUCUCUGUGUCAGAAUAUAGCAGGGUUUUCCCAAGCCCAAGAACAGCCUGAGAGAAAGUUAGGAUGGGACAUGGGGCAACAGCACAGGAACACCGGUAAUGAAUUCCCUGAGGAUAAUACCAACUGCAGAACAACCUUAAUCCUAAGCUCCAAGAAACGUAAAAACUCGGCUUGUGAAAGAGAUGCUUUGGAAGACGAUGAACAAAAUAUUGCGAAGAAAAUGAAAGUGACACGCGAUCCUGCUAAUCUCAACGAUGAUGAGAACAGGGAUCUGACCUCAGUGACUGAGCAAGCUGAAAAGAUCAAUCUUAAAGGAAACAAGGAGAAGUCAGACACCGCUGAGGUGGAACCCAGCACAUUGCCAAACCCAGAGGUCACCCUAGAUUUGCCAGAAUUCAUAAAGGCAUCUGUACCCAGACUCAGGGAGAUCUUUGAGGCAGAUUCAGACCAGUCAGAAGCACCUCAAGAACUAAAUAUCCUGAAUGAAUGUGACCCCAUCCAGCUUGAGAAGAUGUGUUCACUGCUGUGCCUGUCUGACUUUCCAGAACAACUGCUGCCCCAGGUCUGCAGCAGACUGCUGUCAAUGGCGUCUGACCUUAGUUACAGCAAUGCUGCAGUGCUUGCACGCAACCUCUUUUUGACCAGGAUUCUCUCGCUGACGGAGCCUGCCUCACGCUUUCUAACAACUGCCAUCACCUCGUUCUGCAGGACGUACACUCGGCCAUGUUGUACUGCUGUGAUCGGACCCGUCCUUCAAACUCCACACGCAGGGAAUGUUCAGAUGGAGCUCAUCUGCAGACUCACACAGGAUAGCCUGGAACCAGAGCAUCUAACACUGAUUUUUGGGCAGAUCCUGCUCAGCUCUUGGAGUGAAGAAACUCUCUCUGUGGUACAUUCGCUGCUGGAGGGGAAGGUAGAAGUAACAUCUGAGCUGUUUGACCAGUUUGUUCACAAGUUAAGUCAACAGGCAGGGAGGUUCAGCCAAUCCAUGAAGUACGCAAGAAUGGUACUCGCUGUGCUGACAAAGUACCAGAUACACCUGUGGACUGAAUCGCUCAGCGUAGGCUCCCGAGAGUGUGAAACUGGGGAGAACGGGCGCGGAGGCACGACGACCGCACGCUACCCUGGCAGCAGGCGGCUGGGAGAUGGCACAGGAAUUGCAGGACGAUGCCCCUGGCAGGAUCUGAAUGGCCGGCUCGGAGCCGCGCCUGGUGGAGUGCCUGGCGGUGUGCAGGCCGGGUUGCAGGCCCCGGCACUGGUG
Molecule: messenger RNA, 1920 nt
Organism: Callorhinchus milii (elephant shark)
Lineage: Eukaryota; Metazoa; Chordata; Chondrichthyes; Chimaeriformes; Callorhinchidae
Gene: fance
Product: FA complementation group E
Exons: 10
Biological process (GO): interstrand cross-link repair
Cellular component (GO): Fanconi anaemia nuclear complex
Source: RefSeq, a predicted model, not a curated record